ACAAACUUCUGACAGUCUUCAAAGAUGUCUUUCUUGAAAAAAUCCCUUUUACUUCUGCUUUUCCUUGGAUUGGUCUCCUUUUCUGUCUGUGAAGAAAAGAGAGAAGAUCAUGAAGAGGAUGGGGAUGAAGAGGAUGAGAAUAAUGAAGACCAUUUAGAGAAAGAAGAGCUAAACAAAAGGCAUCUGGGCGUUUUAAAUAAAGUCACUGACUUAGCAGGUGGUCUGCUAGGAUGCAUGCUCACAAAUAUGCUGUGGAGUCUGUGGCAGACCAAGGACCAUCUUGGCAACCUGAAGGUUCACACCGGUCAGUUAGGCGAGUUAGUGGAGGAAGUGCGCAGGGAAGCUGAGGAAAACCAUGCUUGCCUGUGA
Molecule: messenger RNA, 369 nt
Organism: Nanorana parkeri
Lineage: Eukaryota; Metazoa; Chordata; Amphibia; Anura; Dicroglossidae
Product: preprofallaxidin-5-like
Exons: 3
Coding region: 25-369 (114 amino acids)
Source: RefSeq, a predicted model, not a curated record